AUGGAGCCUAUUCCUGGAAGUUCAGUAAGUCAUGUUGGCCUCCUGAUAGACGCUAGAAAAGCCUCUAUAAUAGAGCAAAAUUUAAAACGCUUGAAGCCUAUAGUAAAAACCGUACUGUUUUGUGCCCAUAACAAUCUGCCUUUGAGAGGUCAUAGGGAUGACGGCAAUUUGAACAGCAGGGAAGAGCAAGAAAAUGCAUUAAGAGGAAACCAGGGUGUUUUCAAAAGUCUAUUGGCUUUUAGAAUUGAUGCUGGUGAUGAAGAUUUGAAAACGCACCUUACCACUUGCAGAAAAAACAGUACACAUAUCAGCAAAACAAUCCAAAACGACAUAAUCGAAUGCAUUGGCGAUUAUAUCCGUUCGGAGAUUACGAGUAGUAUACAAAAAGCCAAAUACUUCUCAAUAAUAUGUGAUGAAACCACAGAUGAAAGUAAGAAGGAGCAGCUUACGUUUUGUGUGCGAUAUGUCGACAUAGACAGUUUCACAACCAGGGAAGAUUUCCUUGGAUUCGUGGAACUCAAAGCGACAACUGGUUUAUCGAUUAAAUCCGCAAUAGACGAAGAACUGACAAAACUGAAUUUGUCUUACAAAUACCUCUGUGGACAAGGCUACGAUGGAGCAAGCAACAUGUCUGGGCCAUUUAAGGGCGUUCAAGCUCUAAUUUCCGAGGAGCAACCCCUCGCCAUUUAUACUCAUUGUUUCAGCCAUUCCCUGAAUUUGUGCAUCACAAAAAGCUGCCAAAUUCCUGUUAUAAGAAACGUAAUGGGAACAGUUGAGACUGUCUCUGUGUUUCUCUCGGCUUCUGCGCACAGAACAAAUGCAUUAAUCGAUGUUGUAGAAAAGCAAGACUUUUCGGAAACUAAAAAAAAAGAGAUUGAAAGCACUUUGCCCUACACGGUGGGUAGAAAGGCAUGA
Messenger RNA from Uloborus diversus, 915 nucleotides. Its product is annotated as zinc finger MYM-type protein 1-like. The record is from RefSeq and is a predicted model, not a curated record. NCBI's taxonomy places the organism in Eukaryota, Metazoa, Arthropoda, Arachnida, Araneae, Uloboridae. Bases 1 to 915 code for a protein of 304 amino acids. The transcript has a single exon.